AUGGACACUGUGGACGGAGUGUCUUCCUUCACUCUGAAGAAAAAGACAGUGGACAUCAAAAAACUGGGAGGCAGAACGAAUGACAAGAAGCUAAAGAUAAAGAUGGUGGAAAUGCUUAAACUAAAGCCGGGAGAGAAGCUGACUUGUGUUUACCAGAUGGUCUACAACACCACUCCUGUCAUAUUGUCUUGCAUAGCUGGGUCGGGCGGUUUAGUGUCGGGAAUGUUCAAUAAAAUACUCCAUUUGUCGCUGUUGGGCAACAAAAAGGAGGAGACGAGCUAUACUGUCCCCGAAGACACCACCUUUGCUUACGGCCUGAUAGAGAUCAACACUAAGGGCGGGACUCUGGGAAUUAAACCACGAAUCACGAAAGAGAUACGUUUUGGGAAAGGAUGGGCAUGCAACAUCAGCUUCGAUGGUGAUGGAGACGACUCCUGUAAGACGCUGGAAAAACUGAAGGAAGAAAUAUCAGAAAAGGCAUUUCUUCUGCAGCCGCUGGAAACACUUCCUGAGUCAAGCCGUCGUAAUCUGCUGAAAGCGCUCCGUGAGAUCGUGCAUGACAGAGAUGCUCUCACGCUGCUGGAGGAAACAUUGGAUAAAGAAAUGACUGAGUGUCCACAGUCUCAGAGUGUCUCUUCAUUCAUGGCUCUUCUUCGUGAAGCCUCUUCCAGACAGAGAGAUGCUGUUAAUCUGCUGGUCACAGCCUUGGACAGUCUACCAGACGGUGCUGCUGCUCUUCUGACUGCCUGCAGUCCUGAAACACUGACAGUUCUCCAGCAACUGGUGAGUUGUCUAAUGGAGGACGGUCAGGCCAGACUCCCAGAGUCUUUGCCCGUCUCCCUGCAGGAGGGAGGAGAGCUUCGCUGGUUGGCCGAGCUUCUCUGUUUGACCGAUCAGAAGCUGAAAGAGAUGAAAGUUCAGUGGGACAGACCAGAGUUACCAUCAGAGAUGCUGCUGCAGCUUCUGUGUCUUGUCGUGAAGGGACUCAGCCCGAUGGAGCCUUAA
This is a messenger RNA of Scomber japonicus (chub mackerel), 1005 nucleotides long. RefSeq lists its product as uncharacterized. The transcript is spliced from 9 exons. The record is from RefSeq and is a predicted model, not a curated record. Bases 1 to 1005 code for a protein of 334 amino acids. NCBI's taxonomy places the organism in Eukaryota, Metazoa, Chordata, Actinopteri, Scombriformes, Scombridae. Gene Ontology annotation, cellular component: cytoplasm. Gene Ontology annotation, biological process: programmed cell death.